AAGGAAUUUUACGCUGACGGGGUCGUAAGUCGGUGCCAAUACCACUCACUCGCCUUAGCUGUCAGUUUCUGUCUGUUGACCCGAAGUCAUGAUGUUCACGAACAAAGCGAGGAUGACCACAGUACUCGUCAUCUGCGUCCUAACAAUGGUGUUCUACAUCGGUGUUCAUCAAGGGCGCGUCAGUGAAUACGUGAAGAUUGCAUUGGGCUACCUCGACGAUGACGUCAAUCCCCCAGAUGUUAUGACCAGAAACGGAACAUUAUUCGAACGUCAACCUGUCCAACAAAUUGUCACCGGCAUCGCAAAAAUCGACGCUGAAGAAGAAACAGUGCACGAAAGAAGCGACGUAGUCGGAGUCGGUGGGACCAUGAUCGAUUUAGAGACUGCCGAGCCAAAAGAGCUGAUGAAUCGGAUGGUGAUAGUGACUGCGAUAUCGCAGAAUCAUUUGAAGGAAUCGAAGGGAAUGAUCGGCAGCGUGCAGGAAUUCCUGCCACACACUAGAAUCAUAAUGUAUGACCUGGGCCUUACUCCAAGAGGUAUUAAACAGGUGAGACGUCUUUGCAAUGUAGAACUUCGAACGUUUGAUUUCAGCAUGUAUCCGUCACACGUCAGGAAUCUCUUAAAGUUCGCGUGGAAACCGCUUAUAAUUCAGGGAGCGUUGAAUGAGUUUGGCAUCGUCUUUUGGUGCGAUGCGUCGGCGCGAUUCAAGAGAAAUCCACUGGUCCUGUUCACAUUGCUAAAGGAGCAACACGGCUUCAUGCGCCGAGUCGUUCAGUACAAACCUGAUUACAUGCUGAUUCGUACUCACCCUAAGAUGUUUGAGGCACUAGGCAUAGACAGGGAAAACUUCAAGAAGGACGGCGACUACGCCAUGUGCAUCGAGGCCAACCGCCUGCUGUUUGUGAACAGCGCCCUCGUGCGAAGGAACAUCAUCGAGCCUUGGGUGGACUGUGCACUUAGGCCCGCCUGCAUCGCCCCGAAUGGGAGCGUCAUACGGCAAUUCAUGGCGGGACCAAAGCUGUACACGCACCGUUUUGAUCAGGCCGCACUCGCCCUAAUCAUCUACAAGAAUCUGAGGGGUGUGUUCAAGGAGCAAAAUGACCGGUCGGAACUGUUUCAAGACGUUGUUAAAGUGGCCCGUUCCAGUGAAGGCUACGAAAAGGCGAAGGUCUGCAACCAGUCACUGACAGUCAGUGACUGGUUACCUAUCUUCCCCAAUGACUGGUAACUUAGCUCUACUAGUCUUCGUUUUAUAUUUCUAGCAUCAGCUGUAUUUAGCGGUGCCGUUAGAUGUAUAGCCCAUUAUCAUGUUUCGGCCAUCUUGAUUUUUUCGCAUUCAAAUCAACGUAACCAAAGCGAUGCUGGUUCUUAAACGCUUUAUUAAGGGCCUCCCCUGGUAUCAGGCGUGUAUCAAUGGGUGUUGUUUGCCCGUUGCAAAACAGAAUUUUCGUCCCGUUUAAUACGUCUUCACCGUCCUGAUUUUACUUCUAUCAACGUCCCGAUUUGCUUUUCAAAUCUGCAUCCCGUGGCAAUCUGCCAUUCUGCACCCCCGGCUGCCGCAAAGGGUGUACGCUUUGACAUUUUGGACAUUAAAAACAGGACAAAAACAAUAGAAUGAUAAAAAAGAAAUGAAUUCGAACGUAAUGAAAUUCCCACUUUAUGAGGAAAAAAAUCCUCCAAAGCUUUAGAUUAGAACAAAAAAAACCCCAUUUGAACCCACACCACGAGGAUCCCCAGCGGUACAAAAUCAAGACUCUACCGAUUGAGCAGGAAAUUCAUGGUAAUACCUGCGUACGUCUCAUAAUAAGUAAAGAGGGCUCUAGACCACCAUGUAUUGUGGAUGUUGUUUUUGGAAAAAAAUGAUUUGCCCCCGGCUAUGCCACUGCCUACUUUAUUUGAAGGAACUGCAAGUAAUCUAGGAACGAUUGAACGAUCUGGCAGGGAAGCACGGCAUCUCAACGCCUCAGUGAUUCCUGCUUACUUGAACUUGAACUGUACAGCUUGUUGAACCAUUCCAUGCAAAGGACGGACUUCAAAACCAUUAUCCCUGUCUGUGUAUUGUCAGACAUGUUCAGAGGUUUUAAAGGCCCUUCGUGAUCUUUCGUGAUUAUUGAACUAAAAACAUUUUUAUGAUAACAUUAAAAAUACAUGUAAAUAAAACUUCGUCAGGAAAAGUAAACAUGUGGAGAGGGCGGUCAUAUUUGUAAUUUGUCGCCACGUCGUUAUGUCUACUUUGACGCAACGCCACGCUUUAUUUUCAAUGUUUGAGUCUCUCUACAUGUUGUUACGUAAUACGUUGGCCAGUGUUGGCCAUUGUAUUGUUGGCCAGUGUUGUCGCAAGAGAUCAUAAACACAGCCUGCGAAGCGUGACUGUCGCGACCACUAAAUGAAGUUGAAGCAAUAUUAAUAUUAUGUUAACAUACAACGGAAUUUCCAAUGAAGACUGGAGGCCCAACCAGUGAAGACAUGGUGCUUGUCCCUUUACAGGUGUAGCAACUGUGAUACUGUUGGUGACGUAAUCUGCAAGGCUAUAAACCUCUACGGCAUGUUGCGAUGGCCAGUCAGACUCUUCUGUACAUGAAACUCGCCUUAUCUGUGUUGAUAGUCCUCUGUGCUGCGAUGGUCGGGUACCACGUCUUCAUGAAACAAGACUACAUGGAGAAAUCUCUGAAACAAGUACCCACUGAGGUAACUCGUGACCCCGAUGACGUCAGAUUGUCUGGGGUCAUUCCUCGCAACAGCUCGACGGUUGAAAGGAAACUAAUCAAAGACAUUGACAAUGAGUCCAGAGAUAUCGAUACUGGUCAAGUUCGACGCAACGGAGUAAUCGAAGAGGUUGGAAUCGAUGAGCGCAUGAUAGGUUUGGUCACUGCGGAUCCAAGAGAACUCAUGAAUCGGACGGUAAUAGUGACUGCGAUAUCGCAGAAUCAUUUGAAGGAAUCGAUGGGAAUGAUCGCCAGCGUGCAGGAAUUCCUGCCGAACACUAGAAUCGUAAUGUACAACCUUGGACUCAAUACAGCAGGUAUCCA
Patiria miniata (bat star) is the source of this 3029-nucleotide messenger RNA. RefSeq lists its product as uncharacterized. The record is from RefSeq and is a predicted model, not a curated record. The transcript is spliced from 7 exons. Lineage: Eukaryota; Metazoa; Echinodermata; Asteroidea; Valvatida; Asterinidae. The coding region runs from base 89 to 1228 and encodes 379 amino acids.